Messenger RNA from Colletotrichum destructivum, 3825 nucleotides. RefSeq lists its product as uncharacterized. The transcript is spliced from 2 exons. Lineage: Eukaryota; Fungi; Ascomycota; Sordariomycetes; Glomerellales; Glomerellaceae. The coding region runs from base 2144 to 3337 and encodes 397 amino acids. The record is from RefSeq and is a predicted model, not a curated record.
GUUGGAAAGAAUCCUUCACAAGCAAACUCCUUCACGCAUGUUUCUUUUCCCUUUUCCUCUGGAGCAAGGGUCGAGUGUCUUCCAACCGUCUCGCACUUAAACCAGCUAGUGGCGCUGAUGUCGCAGGCAGCCCAUUAUUCUUCGCUUCUUCGAACUUUGUCCUUCUGGCUUUCGGUUCGUUGAUCGCCUAAAGACACGGUUCCCUGCUGACCAGACACACAUGGCGUUUCUGGCCUGUGUCGUAACUUGAAGUCACGGAAUCUUCAUCAGCAUCAUCCCUCUUGCUAAAUGACACCAGUCCAGCCGGCGGGCGAAUCAUCUCCGUCCGUCCCGUGCAAUCCACAACGGGACCGCAAAUCGCCCGAUUCCCCCAUCCCAUUUACCAUAUCCCAAUUUUAACACUCACAGAGCUCAUCCUUGCUUGACGACUGUCGGACUGGCAAGACGUUCUCGGCCUGCAAGUAGUACCAGCUCUUGUGCUUGCGAGAUACGGAUCUCGCACAUACAAACGCCAUCGACGACGGUCCGGGUCCCUCGUCACGACUUACGCCUCUGCCCACGAGCACCGUUCGUAGCUUAUCCACCCAGCGUAUCCACCAAGCGGACUACCCAGGGCCCAGUCGCGAGGUGGGAACUAUUUGCGACUUGCAGAUUACAGAGGUGACUGCUUAACCCUCCUUCCCCGAACAACCCAGGCCUUCCCACGGCACCAUACAGCGCCUCCCAGCUCGCAGCGUGCCACGCAAACACUCUCUCCAGCGUAUCCGUGGUGAAUGGGACUGACACGCAGCGUGGCAGCGCGUACUCGAGGUCAGUGAUGCAAAGUACCGUAAACCAGAGCUACAUCUGCACGCAAGAGACGUGCAUUGGAUGUGGAUUCACCACUUCAUCACCAAUGACCAUCCGCAGCACUAACGACGGGCAGGGCUAGCAGCAAGGGUUGUGUUCCCCUGCCACGCCGGUGCCAGGGGAACGCACCCCUCAGAGAUGGAGCACGAGAAGCAGGUCCGUCCUCGAAAGAGACGAGAAAAUCUCAUUGCGCGGGCCACGCCUGAAGCUUGUUCCCCUUUUCUCACUAGCCCAACGUCGAUGCGCAAACAUCCUGCGUGAAGCAAACUAGACAGAGGGAAAAGCUCGAGCCUCGAGCUCGACGGACACCCAUUUCAGGACCCGCGAAAUCACCUCCCCUGGAUGCGUCCCACGAGGUACUUGAAUACGGCCCAUCCCCCUCCUAAUGCCCGCAGGGUGUUCGUCUGCGUUUUUGCGAUCCUUCUCCGCGUGAUUCCCCAGCCUCUCCUCUCAUUUCUUCGUGGAUUUCUCGCAUCAUCUUGUUUCUCACCCGGUGCUAUCCACACUACCAAGUUUCCGACCGUCGGCCUACGAUUACCACGAACCGGUUUCUUUUCUCGUGGCAUUCUAGCCUUGACUCGUUGGGCCGGCAAUUCGUCAUCCCAAGACUGAUAUUCCGUCGCUGGUCUCAUAUUCGAAGUUCUGUCUUGCUUUUCAGCUGCCACCUUCACCCAAUACCUUGCAACCGCACACGGUCCUUACAAUUGGCUGGCCUCGCAUAGUUUCUGCCUUCCUCGACGUCAAGCCUGCCCCAAGCGAUCUUGCACAACCUGUCGUUCUGGUUUCAUGGACUGCAAGGUUGUACGAUUGAUCCACCGUAAAGCACAUCUGAUUUACAUCACAUUGGCGCCUUGCGACCUACUCACGCCAUCCCUUUCCAGUUCGUCUGAAUAGCCUCGAAGGCACAAACGUGGGAAUCCUGGACACCUAUCAACUCAACACCACCUGGACGGCGCCUGACACAAACCCUGGUUGAAGAUCACUCUCAGUACUGAGGCCAACGACCAAUCCGCGCGCAAUCUAGGCCAAGUUCAGACGACUUGAGACCGUUCCCGAGUCCCGGUGCACCGCCCGUUACGCAUCUCUAGGGGUUUACCCACUUACACCGAACACGGAAUCAUCUUGCAUCGACUUGUUGGGUGUUUCCCAGCCAUUACUCGUCGCUCCUCGCUCAUCCAGGUCGAAACUUCUACCCGACUGUCUCAACAACUUGUUUUCUCAGCAUCAAGUGCUUGCUCAGGCGACUUGACCUUCAAAAUUUCUCCCAACCAGCACACACUACCAACCCUUCACGAUGGGCGGUUUAAUACCCUUGCUUCUCAAGCCCGUCGCUGCCGGUUCCCGUGGCAGUAUCGUCUUUCCCGCCAACAAACCCGCGUCGUCAAGCGCCUCUGCGCUACAGUCAACGGUAACAACGACGACACCAGUCAGUCCGGCUGUGUCUCCCAAAUCGCGCACCUCGAGGCGCCUGUCAAUGCAAACACCGGCAUCGCUUCCAGUUCUGCCUUACACCUCUGCAGAAUGGAGCAAGGCUGUGUCCGAAGUCAAGCGUCAGUAUAUGAACCGAAAAUAUCGGCCAUGCUCUUUGCGCUGCUGCGAAAUCCUAGACAAUAUAAAGGAAUCUGCGAACAUUGAACCGGCGUACCUGAUCUACCUCCACUUCUAUGCUGCCAGCUCUUUUGAUAUGCUUUCUCGCCCUUUACGGGGCACAUCUCCAUACCGCACAAUGCUCCUCCAGCAAGCCCGGGAUCACUACACACAGGCAUCGAAUCUAAGCAAGGCUGCGGACGAGAAUAUGGCCCGCUCAUCACGACCAUCCUCAGCAGCAACAUCGAGCAUGCACUCCCCUUCAAGCUCAGUCUCGUCUCGCGCCUCAUCUCGAACAUGGACGAAUUCGACGGCCUUCUCAUCGCCUACCCCAUCUGUCUACUCCGUUGAAGAGGCCGUAAACAAACUCUCCAACAAUCAAACUUCACAAAAGAAGCGCGUCACCUUCUGCGAAGUUCCUGAGGAACCUUUCAUCCGCCCCGACUCUCCCACUCUUGGCUUCGAAGACUUCCUGUGUGCCCCGCAAGAACCCGAGCCGCGCUAUCUCCCGGUUCUUCCUGAGGAGCCAGAACCCGCUGACGAGCCCGAGGAGAUGGCGAAGCCACCAACACCCGAGCCCUUGAACGAGGACUGCGAUGCCUUCGACUUCCUCCAAGAGCGUUCCAUCCACCGCUACUGCGGUUUGCUUUCCAGCCUGCGAUCACAAAUUGCAGUCCACAUUGCAGACAUCGAGGAGCAGCUUGCCACGUCCUCUCAGACAUUUCCCUCCGUCAACUCACUUCCUACUAGAGCCGCUACCCCGGAGCUUAGCGACGAGUUGCGCAACCUCGACAUCAAGGCUCGGAUCGAGCGUCUCCGCCAGAACAACUGGCAGCGUCGCCGCUUCGACGCCAGCCGCUAUGAGGCGCUUCGCGAGAGCGUCCUCGCCGAGUUAUCGUGAUGGAUUGGAUCUAGCUCAGGAUCACAUCCACUCAUUCAACAUUUCGCAUUUUCUGCUCUUAGUUUUCACAUGAUACCACCGGCACCCUUUCCUUUCAAUGGUAUUCAUACCAUCGUUACUCAAGGCGCAUUUCAUACUCUUCCUAUUUUACGACAGACCAAAAGCAUACAGGAUCGGUAGCCAGGGUAAACCAAAAAGGGCGGCAACAUUUGCGUUUCACGCGAUUUUUUGUUUAUCGAUCGACUCGGCAUCUAAGAGCAAGACGGCGCACGACAGGACGGUUUCUUUCUUGAAUUCUUCGAGGCUGGGUUUGUUUUUUUCGUUCGCAUCUUCUCAAAUAUACCUUGUACAAACCACAUCAACGACUCGUAACGAAUAACCAACACAAUUUAGUAUUAGUAGUUUAGAGCAAGGAGGGGGCUAUCUUUCUAGCGUAACAACAUGCCGGCCUUCAAGUAGCAGCAAUGCCAAUUCGCAAGGUUCAUCUU